Messenger RNA from Phoenix dactylifera (date palm), 2685 nucleotides. The record is from RefSeq and is a predicted model, not a curated record. NCBI's taxonomy places the organism in Eukaryota, Viridiplantae, Streptophyta, Magnoliopsida, Arecales, Arecaceae.
AUGGCGAUCCUCUCCGGUUCCUCCGGGGACAAACGGGGCAAGGGCGCCGCGGGUAUCCCGCGGCACCCCCCUCCGGCGAACCUGAUUCGCCUACCUGAAGUAGGAAUUAAGCGAGAAGAGUUUGGUAACGCCGGCAAAACAAUGGGUAGAAGAAAAGCGGAAAGAGAGAUCAGAGAGACUAGAGAGAUGACAGAGACACGAGAGAGAAGUGUGACUUUUGAAGAUGUAAACCGGGUAAAGAAUAUGAUUGAGCGCUGCCUUAUGUUGUACAUGAACCAGAAACAAACUGUGGAAACUCUGUGGAAGGAACAAAAAAUAGAACGUGUAUUGACUGAAACUGUAUGGGAGCGGCUUCAGCAAGAUAAUCCUGACUUUUUUAGGGUAUAUUAUGUCAGGCUACUUCUAAAAGGCCAGUUAGCUUUUUUCAAUAUGCUCCUUGAGAAGCAGGCUAAUAGCAUGGGUAUUCCAGGAAAAUCUGUGUGUGGUAAAUGUGGGACUGCUCUUCUCCACCGUUGGGGAGCAACUUAUGUGAGUUGUGCAACAUGUUCCGCAAUAAUCUCAGUGCCCCCACAAGAGAAAAUUCCAGAACAUGGCAUUGAACAAGCUUCAACUUCUUUGGCAGCACAAUAUAUUUCAGGAUCUGGAGGUGAUGAUCUCUUGGCAGCGCGCUCAUUAACUGGAGAUGCUGAUGGUGCGUCCUCCCACCAGUUUGAGAUGUCCGGCAAACCAUCCACUGAGCUUCCUCUUGAUGCUGAUACAUCAUUAAAAAGUUUUGUUCCUCAAGAUUUAGCUGAGGAACUCCCCGAUGUUGAUGAAUCUUGGUUUGGAUUAUCUGAUUGGAGUCUUGAAAGUUUAACUGAGAAUCUCGUUAAACAUAAUACAGAUUCAUCUCAAUUACCUGAUCAGAUUUCCGAACUUUACAGUUCCCCUGAUUUAAAAAGUGACGAGAAAAUUCCAGAACAUGGCAUUGAACAAGCUUCAACUUCUUUGGCAGCACAAUAUAUUUCAGGAUCUGGAGGUGAUGAUCUCUUGGCAGCGCGCUCAUUAACUGGAGAUGCUGAUGGUGCGUCCUCCCACCAGUUUGAGAUGUCCGGCAAACCAUCCACUGAGCUUCCUCUUGAUGCUGAUACAUCAUUAAAAAGUUUUGUUCCUCAAGAUUUAGCUGAGGAACUCCCUGAUGUUGAUGAAUCUUGGUUUGGAUUAUCUGAUUGGAGUCUUGAAAGUUUAACUGAGAAUCUCGUUAAACAUAAUACAGAUUCGUCUCAAUUACCUGAUCAGAUUUCCGAACUUUACAGUUCCCCUGAUUUAAAAAGUGACGAGAAAAUUCCAGAACAUGGCAUUGAACAAGCUUCAACUUCUUUGGCAGCACAAUAUAUUUCAGGAUCUGGAGGUGAUGAUCUCUUGGCAGCGCGCUCAUUAACUGGAGAUGCUGAUGGUGCGUCCUCCCACCAGUUUGAGAUGUCCGGCAAACCAUCCACUGAGCUUCCUCUUGAUGCUGAUACAUCAUUAAAAAGUUUUGUUCCUCAAGAUUUAGCUGAGGAACUCCCUGAUGUUGAUGAAUCUUGGUUUGGAUUAUCUGAUUGGAGUCUUGAAAGUUUAACUGAGAAUCUCGUUAAACAUAAUACAGAUUCGUCUCAAUUACCUGAUCAGAUUUCCGAACUUUACAGUUCCCCUGAUUUAAAAAGUGACGAGAAAAUUCCAGAACAUGGCAUUGAACAAGCUUCAACUUCUUUGGCAGCACAUUAUAUUUCAGGAUCUGGAGGUGAUGAUCUCUUGGCAGCGCGCUCAUUAACUGGAGAUGCUGAUGGUGCGUCCUCCCACCAGUUUGAGAUGUCCGGCAAACCAUCCACUGAGCUUCCUCUUGAUGCUGAUACAUCAUUAAAAAGUUUUGUUCCUCAAGAUUUAGCUGAGGAACUCCCUGAUGUUGAUGAAUCUUGGUUUGGAUUAUCUGAUUGGAGUCUUGAAAGUUUAACUGAGAAUCUCGUUAAACAUAAUACAGAUUCGUCUCAAUUACCUGAUCAGAUUUCCGAACUUUACAGUUCCCCUGAUUUAAAAAGUGACGGUGCAGAUGGUGUUUCAAAUUCUGUCAUACCUGGUCGGUCCUCUGGACAUCAAAGAAUCCAGGAGGAUGGUAAUGCUUCUGUUCCAGCUCAUGGGCUGAGCAUAUCAGCAAGCAUGCUGGCAACAGAGAACUCAAAUACAGGAACAUUUCCUCAGGUGAUAAAUACAACAAAAAUGACAGACAAUGGCUAUCUAAACAACUCAGGAUUGACAUUCUCUACUGACAUUAAUCAGUCAGGAGCGGCUCCUGAUCCACCUUUUCAAAAGUUGGAGAUGGCUGAACAAAAACAAAUCCUUUAUACCAAAACAUCGUCAUUUGAACUUGAGAAUCGGAUUCCUCAAAUUCUUAGACUCUCUGAUUCAACAAGUGUUGGUGGAUUCAAGCAGAGGAGAAAUUUUGUAAACAAAGGGGCUACAGGUGUGCAUGCAUUGGGUGCAUACCAAUUUUAUACAUAAUCUUUUUAUUUAAAUUAGCUGCCAUUCAGUCACUUGUUUUGGUUCAGCUGUUGUCAUAUUUCAAUUGUCAUGUAUUUGAUGCAUGAUAAUUCUGGACAUUCAUAGAUUCUUGUUAGUUGACCUUUACAAUUCAAUUCAUUCAACUCCGGUACUCUUUAAGUGCAGUUA